GAACGCGAGUUCGCGGAGAGGCGCCGAAUACACCUCUCACGCUGACCAUCACCGCGUCGCUGACAUCCCCUCCUCACCGCCUCUCUUCAUCAUCACCGGCAGUCAAGAGCGUCCUGUGGUUUGACUGGGACGACGUACGGCGUGCCUAGAGACAGUACUGCUCCCGGUGUGAUAGGAACAUUACUCUUGCUGGAUCUACGUGUCGAACGCGGUGCAUGGCGACCUAUUCCUCUUUGCCUCCAACUGCGGGUCAACCACUGCCUCAGGUCACAGAAGAGGGCCAGACAACACCGUCGCAUGGCGGUAUCGUGGUAGGCCACGAGUUCGACGUCCCAAUCUCGCAGAAACCAUACCCAUCACCCGUGACGCAGCAGCCGCCUGGAACGCGCGAACAGACCUCUCUCCCGCUCUCAACCCCUCCGAGCCCUCGCCCACCACCCUCCCCGAGCCCAGCACCCAGCAGACGGCCGUCAUCGUCCGCGCACAAGCCAAGACCGGUCUCAAUGCCGCCCAACAGCUAUGCGACCCCGGAGCGCGAGGCGCGGGAUGACGGACGCGGCCGCGAGCAGAGCGCGAGCAAGUCACGCAGCAGCACGAAUCGCAUUCUCGGAGAUUACACGUUGAGCAAGACGUUGGGUGCAGGGAGCAUGGGGAAGGUCAAGCUAGCGCAUCAUAGUAUCACCGGCGAGAAGCUCGCAGUCAAAAUUUUGCCCCGGGUGGCCUCUCCUAGCGGAAGCACGAGCACCCCCGACGCGAAGCAGGCGUCCAAGGAUGCUUCAAAAGAGAUUCGCAUACUGCGCGAGGCCGCCCUGUCAAUGCUGCUCCAUCACCCGUACAUCUGCGGCAUGCGCGAGAUGAUUGUGCACGCCCACCACUACUACAUGGUUCAGGAGUACGUCAACGGCGGGCAGAUGCUCGACUACAUCAUCAGCCAUGGCCGCCUCCGCGAACGGGUUGCACGCAGGUUCGCGCGCCAGAUCGGCAGCGCGCUCGACUACUGCCACAAGAACAACGUCGUCCACCGUGAUCUCAAGAUCGAGAACAUCCUCAUCUCCCAGACCGGCAACAUCAAGAUCAUAGAUUUUGGCCUCUCGAACCUCUAUGACCCUGUGCAUCACUUGUCGACUUUCUGCGGCUCGCUCUACUUUGCCGCCCCGGAGUUACUCAACGCCAAGGUCUACACUGGGCCCGAGGUGGACGUGUGGAGCUUCGGAGUCGUUAUGUACGUACUGGUGUGCGGUAAGGUUCCCUUCGACGACCAGAGCAUGCCCGCUCUCCACGCAAAGAUCAAGCGGGGCCUCGUCGAGUAUCCUGUAUGGCUGAGUGCAGAGUGCAAACACCUCUUGACGCGAAUGCUUGUGACAAAUCCGGGCGCCCGUGCCUCCCUCACGGAGGUGCUCGCCCAUCCGUGGAUGGUGCGAGGUUUCUCGGGGCCGCCCGACUCCCACCUCGUACAUCGCGAGCCAUUACGGUCCGAUGAGCUCGAUCGGGCCGUUAUCCGGGGGAUGAAGGGCUUCGAGUUUGGGACGGAGGAGGAGAUCGAGCAGAAGCUCGUCGAGAUCCUCGAGACCGAGUCGUACUACCGCGCGGUGCAACACUGGGAGCGCAAGCGCAUGCUCCCGAACGGGCGCAACGGGAACGGGCGGCACUGGGAGUCGCUCUCGAACUCCUCGCUCGCGAUCUCGGACGGCUCGCUUACAGUGAACGGGAAGAACGACACGCCGUCCAAGGCGAAGCGGCGAUUCUCAGGAUUUGACUUCUACCGCAAGAAGUUCUUUUCCCCCGCUUCAUCUCCGCCAGGCUCGCCCUUUGCGGGCUCGCCGCCCACCUCCUCGUCCCACCUGUCCAACUCAUCCCUUACCGACUCUAGCCAACGCGACCCGCCAGACCCGACGUAUGGUUUCCAUCCACUCAUUUCCAUAUACUUCCUCGCGAGGGAGAAGAUGGAGCGCGAGAAGGUGUACGGGCCGGGACACUUUGCCAACUCCAACCUCUCGCUCGAGGCCUCAGCCCGCCCCGACGCGCAACCGAGCGGCGAAGGCCACCCGGACAACGCCAAGCAGCUGUCGCAGCCUACCCUUCGCAAAAAGGAGACGGUCACUGCGAAGGCAGAUUAUAGCAUGCCGUUACCGCGUCUCCCCGCACCAGAAACGUCGCACUUCUCCGGCAUGUCCUACGACGCAACUGCGGGUCCUACUCCCUCCCCGGUGUCCGCCACAUUCGGCGCACAACCCCGUGCUCGCGAUAUCGCUGUACCACGCACGAAUAUCGUACCAGCGUCCGCUCCCAACAGUCCCGCGAAGGGAACCAUGCCCCUGCCCCGAGCACCCGCAGCUUCCGCGCAUUCGGCGCAUCGCCGCAGCCACAGUCUCACUGGCCAGCGCCCAAACCCAGGGCGGCCGAUGUUCAACGGUGGCGGCGUUGAGCCCGUCAACGAGAAUGCGACGCUCAGCAUCCGUCCAGACCCGCAGGCGCUCGAGCCCCCACGCUCCGCAGGCCCGCAGCGCAUCUCGUAUGCGGAACAGCAGGCACAUGCCGCGCAUGUUGACGACUACGAGCCAAAGGUGCCGAUGUCCGCGGGCGCGACGCUCGUGCGCAGGUUCGGAAGCCUGAUCACGGGCCGCGUCGACGCCGAUGGGACACGGCGCUCUACCAGCGGCACGAUCAAGCGCGGCAGUAUUCUGAACACGCUGUCGCCGCGUCCGUCUGUGGAGGUGAGCGAGAAGGUUGUGGACGAGCACGGCCUGCUGGUGGAUGAGAAGCGGAGCGGAGAGGUGCGGAGGAGCGGCGAGUCGCCUGUGGGUACGGUGACCCAGAGCCAGAGCCAGCCAAUCGGUACCCCCCACCGUCGGGCUGCGACCAUCCUCGAUCCACAAGGCCGUGCGGCGAGACACGAGCGGAGGAACAGCGCAGGUCCUGCGUUGUUCGCCACCGCUGUGGGCUCCGUCGGACGCCAUCGCAGGCCGUCCACUGGCUACGCCACGGACUUCCGGAAACCGUUGACCGAUAGACUGUUCGGACGCACUGACGAGGAGGACGAGGGUGCCGAGGAACAGGAUGACCCUGCAUCGCCAGAUGCCGCUUCUGCCAGACCAGACGACGGUACGGGAGACGAGAGGGAGUUCAAGCCCGUGUACUUGAAGGGCCUGUUCAGCGUAGCCACGACGUCGACCAAAUCGCCCGCCGCCAUCAAGGCCGACAUCAGGCGCGUACUGGACAGAAUGCAAGUGCAGUAUCGUGAGACAAAGACCGGAUUCGAAUGUAUCCAUAUGCCGUCUAUCGACAUGACCUCAGUCCAGGCAGCGCCGCGUUCGCCAGACUUGAGGCAUCGGAAACGGGGGUCGAACGGCUCUGACGAGACGGGCACGACUCGGCGCUCGGUCGCGAGGAAGACUUCGAAGCUCUCAUUUGGCACGAACAGGAGUGCCAAGGACAAGGAAAAGACGCCUGAGACGAAGGAGAAGGAGCUCCCGAGCCGUCCAUCUGGAGGCACGAUUCUCAGCGCUACCGCGAGCAGUGCUUCGUCGUCCUUCUUCCAGGUCUCCUCAGACGCGCACAAGAACGCUCCGCAGGAGAAUGUGCGCUCGGAGAGCCCAUUGCCAACAGACGAUACGACCCCGCGCCCCACGUCGCCAACGAAGAGCAAGAUUCUGCCUCCCAUCCCCCGUGACUUUGCCGCGAGCCCUCAGCCUACGCUGGGCGCGCUGCCCACGGGCGAGGUGGCGCCCGAGGUCUUCGAGAGUCUCGGUGCUAACUCCCUUGCAGUGCGGUUCGAGAUCAAUGUCGUGAAGGUCCCGUGGUUACCCCUCCAUGGCCUUCAGUUCCGCCGCUCGGGCGGUGAUGGAUGGCAGUAUGGAAUGCUGGCCAGGCGGGUCUUGACUGAGCUUAAGCUAUGACACUCGCUACGACCGUGAGUUUUCUCUGUGUGGAUUCCUGGGUGAUGCUUUCACGAUCUAUACCUAUGACCGUACUACACUCGACUAGUUGUUUCCCUUUCGCGUAUCUACUUUCGCCUCGUUCUCGAGCCCCUACCGUACGAGUAGAACCGACCAUCCUUUGGGGUUUCCAUGUCCGCUCUGCAUAUGCUGAUUACUUAUCGAUACAACCCGUUACUUGUACCAAUGCUAUACCAUCCGGAGCUCCUAGGUCAAUGCAGUUCAUGGGAUUGCGAUCAAUCUUGCCGUACAAUUUGGGCCCGGUUUCCAGACUUAAUAAUGGUGUUCUAUGAGGCUGAUGAUGUGGACAUGUAGUAUGUCAUUAGCAAGAUACACUUCAGCAUAACAUGGCCAUUGGUACACCAGAGGUAAUUUAUCGUGAUUGUUGUUGAGUACGGC
This is a messenger RNA of Rhodofomes roseus, 4334 nucleotides long. Its product is annotated as Pkinase-domain-containing protein. Gene Ontology annotation, molecular function: tau-protein kinase activity; ATP binding; protein serine/threonine kinase activity. The record is from RefSeq and is a predicted model, not a curated record. Bases 216 to 3896 code for a protein of 1226 amino acids. NCBI's taxonomy places the organism in Eukaryota, Fungi, Basidiomycota, Agaricomycetes, Polyporales, Fomitopsidaceae. The transcript is spliced from 5 exons. Gene Ontology annotation, cellular component: cytoplasm. Gene Ontology annotation, biological process: protein phosphorylation; microtubule cytoskeleton organization; intracellular signal transduction.